AUGGCUUCGAAAGACAAGGCCGAAGCCCAAGUGGCCGAGCAUGUCACUUCGCAUGGGCCCGCCACCGUCGACGAUACCGACGCGGCCAUCAACAAUGAGCACAACAUGACUGUCCGACAAUCCCUGCGGUUCUGGUGGAAGGCAAUCAUCUUCUCUUUCAUCAUUUCGCUGUGUGUCGUCAUGGAGGGAUACGAUACCAGUCUCAUGAACAAGUUUUUCGCCUUCCAGCCUUUCUGCGACAGGUUCGGUGACCAAGUCGACGCUCAAGGCACCAGGAUUGUCUCGUCGCGUUGGCAGACUAUCAUUCUCAAUGGAACACAGGUCGGAUGCAUUCUCGGACUCAUCCUUAACGGUUACGUUACUGAAUGGAUUGGAUACAAGAAGACUAUGAUUGGCAGCAUGCUCUUUAUGACUGGUGCCGUUUUCAUCCCAUUCUUCUCCACGGGCCUAGAGAUGUUUCUCGUGGGUGGUAUUAUCCAAGGUCUCCCCUGGGGUAUUUUCCAGACACUGGCAAUUUCGUAUGCUGCUGAUCUGUGCCCGACUCAUCUGAGAGGAUACAUGACAUCCUGGAUCAACAUGUGCUGGGUCAUUGGCGGUCUUUUAUCCACUGGUAUUCUCAGCGGACUUAUGAAGAACCAAACCCAGUGGGGCUACCGCAUUCCUUUUGCGCUCCAGUGGAUCUGGCCCAUUCCAAUCCUAACUGCUACCCUCCUCGCACCGGAAUCUCCAUGGUGGCUCGUCAGACAAGGCCGCAUCGACGAGGCCAAAGACGCCAUCCGUAAGAUUACGACCCCCAUCGAAGGCGUCUGCUUUGACUUGGAUGCACACGUUGAAAUGAUGGUCGUUACAAAUCAGUACGAAAAGCAGGUCAGCGCGGGUACUAACUACUGGCACCUAUUCCGAGGAAGUGACCUACAUCGGACGGAGGUAUCUUCUAUGGCGUUUAUUACUCAAGCUCUGUGUGGCGUUCCUUUCAUGGGGUUCGGGACACAGUGGAUGCGUAGCGUCGGCCUCAGUCAGAACGAUGCGUUCCAUCUUACCGUUGGGCAGGAUUGCUUAGGCCUUGUUGGGUGCUUCAUUGCUUGGUGGAUCAUGACGAGGUUUGGACGACGACCCAUGUACCUUGUUGGUCUUACUUCCAUCUUCCUUAUUCUCAUGAUUGUGGGGUUCAUUGGCCUUACACCACCGUCAAACAAGAGUGCUGGUCUUGCAGGAGGUAUUAUGAUUAUCCUUAUGAUUUUUUGUUUCCAGCUUUCACUCGGACCCAUUUGCUAUUCACUCGCGGCCGAAAUCCCGUCGUCCCGUCUCCGAGUCAAGACGGUUGCCCUCUCUCGUGCAUCGUACAACUCGAUCGUUUUCGUCACCAACACCAUCAUGCCCAAGAUGGUCGGCAAGAACGACUGGAACUGGGGUGCCAAGGGCGGCUUUUUCUGGGCCGGCAUCGCAGUGCUCUUCAUCAUCUGGGGUUACUUCCGCCUUCCCGAGCCAAAGGGCUUCACAUACUCUGAGCUCGAUCUCAUGUUUGAGCACAAGGUCUCGGCACGCAAGUUCACGCGCGAAGCAGCUGAUGCGCUGAAGCCUGUGCUUAGGGACACGGCGGCGCAGUACGAGAAGCAAAACGAUGUUGACCGAUCAUAGUUUC
Exserohilum turcica Et28A is the source of this 1642-nucleotide messenger RNA. RefSeq lists its product as uncharacterized. Lineage: Eukaryota; Fungi; Ascomycota; Dothideomycetes; Pleosporales; Pleosporaceae. Gene Ontology annotation, molecular function: carbohydrate:proton symporter activity. The transcript has 4 exons. Gene Ontology annotation, biological process: transmembrane transport; carbohydrate transport. The record is from RefSeq and is a predicted model, not a curated record. Gene Ontology annotation, cellular component: membrane. The coding region runs from base 1 to 1638 and encodes 545 amino acids.